Tachysurus vachellii is the source of this 1511-nucleotide messenger RNA. It is a transcript of the gene msrb3, whose product is annotated as methionine sulfoxide reductase B3. Gene Ontology annotation, cellular component: cytoplasm. The record is from RefSeq and is a predicted model, not a curated record. Gene Ontology annotation, molecular function: peptide-methionine (R)-S-oxide reductase activity. Lineage: Eukaryota; Metazoa; Chordata; Actinopteri; Siluriformes; Bagridae. The transcript has 7 exons. Gene Ontology annotation, biological process: response to oxidative stress; protein repair. The coding region runs from base 203 to 796 and encodes 197 amino acids.
CAAUGCACUUGUCAUUACCUAACAUGUCCCGCACUAGCUCUGCUGUCAAACAGAUGCAGCUACGUGUGCACCUCAAACCAACAAGUUCAUUUCUAACGCUGUACCUGCUGUGGGUUGGCUUUCAUUUCACUGUUUUGCCCAUCUGAGCUGAAUGACCCUGGCCCACUCUUCUUCCUCUUGAAUUCACUACUCUGUAGGCGCAAUGGCGCGCCAUAUUCUCCGCACGCUGGCCCCGGUAGCCACACUCCAGUACUCGAGGUCCACUAUGAACAUUGGCCGACUCCUAAAUGUCACUUCACCCAUUUUACUAGGGACAUGCCGCACCAAGACGACCUGGCCCAAAAUCUUCUCUCAGGAAGAGCUGAAGAAGCGCUUGACACCUAUGCAGUACCAUGUUACUCAGGAAAAGGGCACAGAGAGUGCCUUCAGGGGAGACUACACGGACCACAAAGAUGAAGGAACAUACAUGUGUGUUGUCUGCAGCAGCCCUCUGUUUACGUCAGAUAAGAAAUUUGAUUCGGGCUCAGGAUGGCCAUCAUUUUUUGAUCUGAUCAAAGAGGAUUCAGUAUCACUGACUGAUGACUUCUCUUAUGGCAUGCACAGAGUGGAGGCUAGCUGCAGUCAGUGUGGUGCUCACCUUGGACACCUCUUUGACGAUGGCCCUCGGCCUACUGGGAAACGCUACUGCAUAAACUCCGCCUCGCUCAACUUUCAGCCAAAAAACGCUGCUUCUGAAGAGGCAGAACCAAGUGGUGCCACAGGCCAAUCACCAUCUUCUAGUAAAAGUGAGCUUUGAGGGAAAAUUCACUAGACCAGUGAAGUAUAAGAACAAUUAUGUUUAUCUUUAGAGUUCACUCCCGGAUGACCAGAUUCAGGUCAAGCCUGAUGCAUUACAGGUGAGCCUAGCAAUAAGACCGGUAUGUCCUCCACCAACCAGAAAGCUUUUCAGUAGCAGUCUUUAAACAGCGUAAUUUCAAUGGCCUUGACUGAUAUGCUCUACUAGUCAGUCACCCAUAAAAACUCCCCUAUAAUAGAGAUGCAUGUUAUCUGAAAUGUCUCUCCUGGAAGUCUGCUGUAUGCUACUGCUUUUCACAAUCUACCAGUGGAUUUGAUAGAGCAAGACUAUGGACUGUGAGAUUUGUCUUCUCAAAAAUAUAGUGGGACAUUGUUGUUUGGAAAUGAACUAUAUAUAUAUAUCUGUACUUUUAGAGAGCGAUGUUGUUUUUGAAGAGAUAUUUGAUAUCAGGAGGUCGUGGGUUUAAGGAAAAUGCUAUGCAAAGUGCUCCUGUGAGCGGUAAAAUAAACACCAAGUAGAGAACAAAGCAUUCUUUCAAAUAAAAUGGAACAUAUGACAAAUGUUUAGUCUGAACAGAAAUGUAGCCUGACUUUUAAGGGUGGGUUUUUGUCUUCCUGCUUGUGGUGCCUCUUUUACUUCAUGCCUUGACUAUUUUUGGGGGGUUUUCAUUCACAGACAGUGUUAACAAUUGUGAUUAAACUAUUACUGAAUCCUA